Molecule: messenger RNA, 258 nt
Organism: Fusarium sp. VM40
Lineage: Eukaryota; Fungi; Ascomycota; Sordariomycetes; Hypocreales; Nectriaceae
Source: the annotation of a GenBank genome assembly
AUGCCGUGGAAAAUUAGCACGGCUGGCGUUAUCGUUUGCCGACUGAGGCGUCAGCGUCUGGCCAACAGAACAGCAUGGGUGCCCUCGAUUACCGAAAGUACGUACAGUAAAGCGAGAGAGGAAUGGAUCAUGAAUGACCGACCACACCGACAAGAGCCCGGUCCAUCUCGUAGAAUAUUCUUUGGAAAAAUGGAAGGUCGGGAUCUGGUUCUAGAGCCAAGCUCGGACUACAGAUUGAUCAUUGGCGAAAUGCAAUAG